Messenger RNA from Eleginops maclovinus (Patagonian blennie), 3834 nucleotides. It is a transcript of the gene rnf103, whose product is annotated as ring finger protein 103. Gene Ontology annotation, molecular function: ubiquitin-protein transferase activity. Gene Ontology annotation, biological process: protein ubiquitination. The coding region runs from base 387 to 2525 and encodes 712 amino acids. Gene Ontology annotation, cellular component: endoplasmic reticulum. NCBI's taxonomy places the organism in Eukaryota, Metazoa, Chordata, Actinopteri, Perciformes, Eleginopidae. The record is from RefSeq and is a predicted model, not a curated record. The transcript has 7 exons.
UCUCUGCACCAGCUGAUCGCAGCAGUAAUCAGAUCGUUCAUUACUGUCACUUUCUGAUGUUUGGAAAAAUCCGCGAGCACAGCAGCACCCGGUCACGCGCUACCGACAGGCCGCGUGAAAGUGCGGCGCGUGCUGCGGACACUGUUUGUUUUGUUUGAAAGCCUGCUCGGUCUCAAGGCCUAUCUACGAUGCUAAGCUAACCAGCUAACUGUCACCAUUCAUGUAAACAAGUGGUGAAGGCAGUGAACGGCCAGGGUUAGCCACUCUCAGCCGGACGGUGAUGACAGUGCGACUGGCCUACACUUCUUCUUGUUGAGCUAAUGUCUGUUCUGGUGGUCGGAAGCCUAUGACAGUGACAUUCAGCUGCGCUCCCGGACAGCUACAAGAUGUGGUUAAAGCUGUUCUUUUUGCUCUUGUAUUUUAUGGUGUUGUUUAUGCUAGCGAGGCUCUUUGAGGCGGUGGUCUGGUAUGAGACUGGGAUGUUCUCCACUCAUCUGGUGGACCCAGUCAGCCUCAGCUAUAAGAAGCUGAAGACCAUCCUGGAGAGCAGGGGGCUGCCUUACUCCGGCCUGGCCGAGAAAAAGGAUGUCAGCGAGCUGGUAGAGAAAUCAGGAGAGCUGACACAGGGCGAGCUGUACUCAGCCAUGAAGAAGGAGAAGGAGCAGACGGAGGCCGGAGAUGGCAGCACCACAUACUUCAGUGGAGAGAUGCACUUCUAUGAAUUAGUGGAGGACACUAAAGAUGGGAUAUGGCUAGUGCAGGUCAUUGCCCAGGACCGGGAGGCUCUGCUCAGUCAGUCGAACUGGGGGAAGAUGGUGCAGAAAGUGUCUCAGUUUGGGAUCAGAACUGGAACCUUCAACUGCUCAAAUGACUACAGGUCCUGUAUCAAGCGUGGCUGGCAGCGCUCCACUCUCAUCAUGUCUGUUCCUCAGACUUCGGCCUCAAAGGGAAAAGUCAUGCUCAAAGAAUACAAUGGCCGUCGCAUUGAACCUGAACACAUCUUCCGCUGGAUGACCUCACAUGUGGCUCAUCGAAUCAAAACACUGCAUCAGUCUGAGCAGCUGUUGGAGGAGUGGCGCUCUGACCCCGCCCACCCGGUGAAGAUGUUCCUGUUCGCCUGCCUGCCCCAGCCCCCCGCCUUCUUCUCCGCGCUGUCUGUCAAGUUCACCGGAAGGAUCGAAUUUGUUUUCGUGGACGUGCAUCACUGGGACAACCACAGCAUCCUAUCAGAGAUAGAUGUAACAAAGAGCCCUGCCUACAUUCUCAAGAUGCCCGAGGGCAUCUAUCGCUAUGGCAACAGUAUCGGGGAGUUCCUGUCCCUGGCUGCUAUGGAUACCUUCCUGCGCGGGGUCCAGCCGGAGGUCAAUGAUCUGUUUGUCCUCAGUCUGGUCCUGAUUAACCUGCUGGCCUGGAUGGACCUCUUCAUUACACAGGGAGCAACCGUGAAAAGAUUCGUAGUUCUGAUCCGAACGCUUGGAACCUACAACUCUUUACUGCUGGUGUCCUGGCUUCCUGUUCUGGCUCUCCUCCAGCUGCCCUACCUGGACUCUCUGUACGGUUACAGUCUGAAGCUGCUCCGUUAUGCUGAUACCACCACACUGGCCAGCCUAGUGAGAGCUGACUGGACCUUCUACUCGUCCCAUCCAGCACUCUUCCUGUCCACCUACCUGGCUCACGGCUUGCUAGUCGACUACUUUGAAAAGAAACGGCGCUGUGGCAUGAGGAGCCAAGAGGACAGCACCACAAACCUGGAGUGGCUGGCCAAUCUGUGGGACUGGUACACUUCCUAUCUGCUCCACCCAAUCGCAGCGCUGCAGCAGGUCCCAUCUGACUUCUCCGACUGGGAGGACGACCCCAACUUUCUGUUAGAGCGUUUGGCUUUCCCUGAUCUCUGGCUCCGCCCAUUAGUAAACAUGGAAUAUAUUGACACCCUGCCCACCUGGAGGUUCAGAGCAGCUGGUCAGGACAGAGGGGAGGGGGGCGGUGUAAAGCUGGAUGAAGAGACAAAUAGUUCGCACUCAGACACAGAGAGCAUGAAGCAGUUGGAGGCAGUCCCCAUCAGAUUUCCAAACAGCAGCGAGAAACAUGAGAGCGCAUUCAGCAGUGAGGACAGCGGUCCACUUGUGUGUGUGUACAAAGACACAGACCCCAGCAGUAGCUGUGAGUGUGCUGCUGCAUCACCACUGUGCUGUCGUCACGGGAACAGUAGCUCACCAUUAGCUGACAGGACGGUGGAGGACGGCAAGCUGACAUCCGAAGGCAUCUCCAACUCUCAGCACUGUGAUUGGUCGGUGUGGCCCCAUGACGUCCUGCAGUGUUUGGAGUGUGUGGUGUGUCUGGAGAACUUUGUGAGUGAGGAGCUGCUGAUGGCUCUGCCCUGUGGCCAUGUGUUUCACCAGCAGUGCAUCGUGGUGUGGCUGGCCUCGGGCAGACACUGCUGCCCUGUGUGCCGCUGGCCCAGCUACAAGAAGAAGCUGCAGAGAGCUGCACCCAGGAGCUCCACUGGACACACACCGCAGGACUGAUGCAUACGUCUCACAUGGUUAGGGCUGUGUAUCGAUGUUGUAUUGAGCAGCCUAGAUAUUGUCUUACAUUUUGGGUAUGGUAAUAUCUUAUAUCGUUAUAUAUAAGUGUGUUUUCCUAGUUUUGCAGGCUCUAAUACAGUGAAUGGAUGUCAUUCUAUGAACUAAAAAGACAUUUCACCUGUUUGCUUUACCCACUUAAUCAUUAUAACCUCAUUAUUUAUCAAAAAUGUCAUUGUGUAAAUAAUCUGUGAAGGCACCAAUAGUCAACAGUAAAAAAAAAUUGAUUAGGAAAUAUUUGGUCAAGAAUGAUGUGAUAUUUGGUUUUCUUCACAUGGCCCAGCUGUGCUCCAUGUGUCCUCUCUGCUUUCACUGAUCAUUGGCUCAGAGCUCAAUGGGCACUGGGCCUGUGUCUGAAUAUAACAGGUUGCUUUUGGUAAAGUCGGGACUGGAAAGGCUAACUUUUAUUUUUCAAACUGGAUCUUUUUCUCGCAUGUUAUAAUGACAGGGCCUAAUAUGUUUUAACUCUGUUCUGUAUUGAGAGUGAGUGCUGCACAGGGCAGUUGCUAAACAAGCUCCAAUUUAUCGCUUAGGGCUUUUCCGCAACCUCAAUUUACGUCCAAAAAUGCUUGCAUCUGCCACCGAAAGGCCUGAUAAUAAUAUUAAAGCCGGACUUAAUCAUGGACAGGACCUUUCAGAGAGAAAAAGCUUAGCGAAAAGUCUUGUUCUGGAAUCUCCUAUUGCAUUUGCAUUAUGGAAAUCGGUUAAUAUUCAGACAUUAUAUGUAAAAUCAACACUUUGCUAAGCUCUGUGUACUUCAACACAUAUACAUGUGUUAACUCCUCUUCAACUCUCUCAGCUUUCAGCCAGUUUCUUCUAGCAACAAGUCACAUGACACAAUAACAAAUAGACCAGAGAAGCUAAAUGUAGAGCUAACUAUAAUGUUGUCUGACACUUACCAUUUACAUUGCAGACAAAAAAACAUGUCCCCAUUAGUAAACACAAACAUCGGGAGAUUGGGUUCAGGUUGAAAAGUACGGUAGUUAAAGACAGGUGGUGUGAUCCUGUUGUCAUGAAGCCAUAAAUCUGCCUGCUCCUUAACGGCAACCUACUGGCCGCUAUUAGCACACAGUGAAACUAUGAAGCCCACUCACCAUGGGUUCUUUAUGGAGAGUAAACAAGCUAACUGUAGUAACUGAGUCAUAAGACAGCUGUACGGAUCUACAUCCUGUUAUGACUGCAAACACCUCCAUGCUGACUGUAUGUGUUUCUAAUGUCAUUCACAUUUCUGAAGAAAUCACCUUACUGCCAA